AUGACUCAGUCUCCGGAAUCCAUUGUGAAAUCCCCGGGAGACACAAUUACCAUCCCAUGUACGUCCAGUGAAGAUCUUUACCACACUAAUGCUAAAUAUAUUACUUUAAGCUGGUACCAACAAAAGCAGGGAAAACCUAUAAGUCUUCUUGUCCAGAAAGCAACAGAAAGAUAUACUGGGGUCCCAGAGAGGUUUGUUGGAUCGGGAUCUGGAACAAAUUAUCAUCUAACAAUCAAUGGAGCGAAAGAGGAAGAUGAGGGAUCUUAUUACUGUAUGCAACACCGAAAGUGGCCACUCACACAGUGA
Messenger RNA from Staurois parvus, 306 nucleotides. The record is from the annotation of a GenBank genome assembly. Lineage: Eukaryota; Metazoa; Chordata; Amphibia; Anura; Ranidae.